AUGGGAACCCUUUUGGUAGCCAACAUGGCUCCAGAAGGACUGGACGUCUCUGACCAGAAGCUCCAUCCAUUCUUCGUCCCAGGGAAGAUUACCGAACCUCUGAAGCCCGAUUUAGCUGUGGACGACCAGCCUCAAAUUCCUGACCAACACAUCUCGAACAACGAAGCGACAUCGUCACGGAAGCAGACUCGCGCACCCCAGCAGCCGUCAAACGACGCUGAACCGCCAUCGUCGGACAUUGGCGAGGAUGAACACGGCCGCAAGAGGCAGAAGACAGGGGCUGGCAACCCUCCGAGCUCUGGGAAGAAGAGAGGACGACCCAGGAAGAAGCAGCCCGCUCCGACGGUUGCGAUCGCCAACCACUUCUCUCAAACCAACGGCGCGCCUGUCACCGGAACUCCACCUACAACUCUCCCUGCGCCAUCGUCUGCCGAUGGGGCGGUUGAUCUGCCACAGACUCAGGCGACAGCCUCGGGACUAAAUCCCGAGGGACCUUCAAACACAGCACAAAACAUUGCUCAGAAUGCUGGAAAGGCCGAACCGCCAAAGCCUACGAAGGUGUUGAAGUUCAAUCCCAAGACCGGUACUAUUGGAUCACCGCCGAAGCCGAAGCCGGGCUCUGCAGAGACGACGAAAACCGCAAAGUCUUCCAAAUCGCCGGCCAAGCCAUCGCGCAUUGUAACAAUGAAGUAUGGGCCCAACCAGGAGGCGCGCGAACGAAUAGGCUCCAAGAUCGACCAGAUUCUUGCCUCUCACCCGCAGGUCAAGACAGGCCCGGUAAACACUACACCUCGAAAGUCUCGUGCCAAAGCCCCCAAGGCAGAUCAAGACAAAUCGAAGCCGAACAUCACGCAUCCUCUGUUUCUCGGCAAGUCGAAGGCGGUUAUCAAGUCAGCAGACGCGCCUUCUGCCGCUCUGAAACAACCUCGGGCCACUAUCUUCUCUUCAACACCUUGCUCCCCCAAAAAGCAAAGGUCGGCCCUGAAGGCUGGCAACGUUCAACUGCCGCAAUUCGGCGUCCGGUCUAUGGGACUCAGAGUUCCAGGAGCAUGUCACCCGGCGUGGCCAGCCCAGGGAACUGCACACGUUAGGGGUUUGUCGCCCGGCGAAGAAUGCCUGUCAGCAAGGCAACAAGCCGGUUUCGCAUCUAGGAAGUCAAAGGGGCAAACAACAAACGUCUUCCCGGGUGAAUCUGUCGUAGACCAAAUCGCCAAGUCCUUAGACACCCUUUCCCUCGCUAAGUCAAUCCAAGAGACCACUGACGACUAUGUGCCGCCUCCACCUUCCGAGCUCCGCCUUCCCGAAAAGCACUUUGAAAGUGGCCGCAAGCUCCGACAGAGAAUCAGGCCUGAACUGCGGACUCCCCUGCCGCUCAUCUCGAGCCAGGAUAGUGAUGAUGAACUGCUCACGGCAUCCACCCGCAAGCCUCAUCCGGCAGUUACCCGUUUGUACAACUUGCUCGAAACCAACCUAUCAGCUCAUGAUAGAUCCCAAUGCGAGGAGCUUCCCUGGGCCCAGAAGUACGCGCCGGUCUGCGCAGACGAGCUUCUUCAGAGCGGCCAGGAAGGCUUGUUGUUGAAGGAGUGGUUACAGAGUCUCAAGGUUCAGUCCAUUGAUACUGGCGGUCCAAUCGCAGACCAUAAGUCGGGGUCCAAACCUGGCUCUGCGACGAAAAAGAAGAGGAAGCGCAACAAGCUGGAUGGGUUCGUCGUCUCAAGUGGCGACGAAGCCGAGUUUCUGCCCGCUGCUUCUGACGAUGAGGAUGACUGGCUGCCGACGCCUAUUCACGGCAGUACGAAGAAAACCGUGGUUCGCAGGGACAUUGGAAAGGAUGCGAGCCGGCUCACCAACGCAGUAGUUCUCAGUGGACCUCACGGCUGUGGCAAGACGGCGGCGGUGUACGCCGUUGCAAAGGAGCUCGGCUUCGAGAUUUUCGAAAUCAACGCCAGCAGUCGCCGCAACGGCAAGGAUGUCAUGGAGAAGGUCGGAGACAUGACACAAAACCAUCUUGUUCAACGGCAUCGUCAGAGCGGCCAGGCUGACGUUGGAGACAACGCUGACGACGGCACAGCGAACGACAUCAAAUCCGGCAAGCAAGGGACCAUGACAUCGUUCUUCAAGCUCAAGCCGGCGAGCAAGCCCCAAGCUACAGCCCAGCCUGAAGUGACGGAGCAACCAACCGCGGCAGUAAAGUCUGCAAGGGCAAAGCCACAAGAUCAGAAGCAGUCGCUGAUUCUUCUCGAAGAAGUCGACGUUCUUUAUGAAGAGGACAAGCAGUUCUGGGCGACCAUCGUGAGCUUGAUUGCUCAGUCCAAGAGGCCGUUUGUCAUGACUUGCACCGACGAGACAUUGGUGCCAUUCCACAACCUCGUCUUGUAUGGAAUUCUCCGAUUUACACCGCCACCCGAGGCCCUGGCAGUUGAUACCCUCCUCCUAGUCGCUGCCAACGAAGGCCAUGCUCUCCGUCGAGCAGCUGUGAGUGCGUUGUACGAAUCGAGGGGUUACGAUCUCCGGGCGUCCCUGACGGAACUCAACUAUUGGUGUCAGCUUGGAGUUGGCGACCGUCGCGGCGGCUUUGACUGGUUCUACCCAAGAUGGCCAAAGGGAUGCGACACGGACGAGAAUGGUGAUGUCGUACGGGUGGUCAGUGAAGGGACAUAUCUGGAGGGCAUGGGGUGGAUCAGCCGCGAUCCAGCAAUCGUCUCAAGCCCUCGCGCCGCUGAAGAAGAGUUGAUGAACCAAUGCUGGCAGGGUCUGGAAUUGGAUCUGGGCAACUGGCACGAGUCCCUCGAUAUGGUGUCAUGGGCAGACAAUGUAGCAACGUCCUCAGCUGGGGACAGAGUCGCGGCGCUGGAAGUGUUUUCCGAGUUCUCGGAUCUCAUGAGCGCGGCGGACCUCUGCUCUGGCGGCGAACUUGGGCUCAAAUUCCAGGAACCACUCGAUGCCACGCAACCAGAUAUUCCGAUCAAGGCGCGCGACGACUUCACAGUCGGUCGCCGUCUGCUGGAGGCUCCGCCUCUUACGACCUACACUUGCACAGCCAAGGCGUUGGCCACCAGUCUGAAAUCUGGAGCUCGACAGGUUCUUCGGACUGCGUCUCUCCUGAACAACAUUCCAGCCAAAUUGGACUACCUCCAGGAAGACAGCGCGAUCCGCCGAAUGAGGCAGUAUUUUGUCAAUCCCACCCGCGACGCGGUUAUCGACCGGUACGACAUGGCAUUUGCUUUUGACCCAAUCGCUGUCUCGGAGAAGGCGUUGGCUACAAUGGCCACCAGCCUUGAGCCGUCAGUCUUUGAUCGUACCAUGCGGAUGAUCACCCUCGAGGUGGCGCCUUAUGUCCGCGGCAUCAUCGGCUACGAUCACCGUCUGAUGCAGGACCGCAUGCAACGGGGCGGCCUGCUCAGCGAAGGGGGUAGGCCGGGUAAGCGAAUGCGAAGUACUCGCGCUGCGUACUCGGCCCUGGAAGGUGUUGCGCGGAGCAGCACGCGCAAUGAGAACUAUUUCUUGGCCGAGCUGAGCACGCCGCUGGUCAUGAGAACCGGAGGCGAAGGCUGGCAAGCGGCCGUGGACAAAGAAAUGAGCCUCAUGAUCCCGGCGUCGGGUCCGGCGUUAGGUCCGGCGUCAGGUCUUGUGAACGCAGUUGAAGAUGGCAAAGAAACGACGGCGCCAGUUACGAGCGCAGAAUAG
Messenger RNA from Colletotrichum higginsianum IMI 349063, 3687 nucleotides. Its product is annotated as ATPase. The record is from RefSeq and is a predicted model, not a curated record. Gene Ontology annotation, cellular component: nucleus. The transcript has 2 exons. Lineage: Eukaryota; Fungi; Ascomycota; Sordariomycetes; Glomerellales; Glomerellaceae. The coding region runs from base 1 to 3687 and encodes 1228 amino acids. Gene Ontology annotation, molecular function: ATP binding; ATP hydrolysis activity; DNA binding.